This is a messenger RNA of Trichomonas vaginalis G3, 255 nucleotides long. RefSeq lists its product as uncharacterized. Lineage: Eukaryota; Parabasalia; Trichomonadida; Trichomonadidae. The coding region runs from base 1 to 255 and encodes 84 amino acids. The record is from RefSeq and is a predicted model, not a curated record. The transcript has a single exon.
AUGGAUGCUGACAAGAUUUUUUCUCAGGCUUCCAAUUUUGUUGAUGAAAUUAAUGCAGAUGAGUCAACUAAAAAGGUUACUAUGAUCAGCAAUGCUGAAGAAGAAUUGAAUCAAAUAAAAGAAAUAAUAGAAAAAAAUUACAAUGAAAUAAAGCAUGAUAAAGAUAAAAUCGACAAACAAAAGGAAAAUAUGGAAUAUUUCAUCAAAUAUAUUAUCGCUUUUGAGAAUAAAGAAAAACAACAACAGCAAAAUUAA